Messenger RNA from Marmota flaviventris (yellow-bellied marmot), 1887 nucleotides. It is a transcript of the gene Fzd10, whose product is annotated as frizzled class receptor 10. Gene Ontology annotation, cellular component: membrane. Gene Ontology annotation, biological process: non-canonical Wnt signaling pathway; canonical Wnt signaling pathway. NCBI's taxonomy places the organism in Eukaryota, Metazoa, Chordata, Mammalia, Rodentia, Sciuridae. Gene Ontology annotation, molecular function: Wnt-protein binding; transmembrane signaling receptor activity. The record is from RefSeq and is a predicted model, not a curated record.
GUGCCCCGGAGCGGCGGCUCUGAGGGGCGCGGACCUCCCUGCGAGGGCACCUCGGACGUCACCAUGCAGCGCCCGGGUCCCUGCCUGUGGCUGGUGCUGCAGGUGAUGGGUUCGUGCGCCGCCAUCAGCUCCAUGGACAUGGAGCGACCUGGUGACGGCAAGUGCCAGCCUAUAGAGAUCCCGAUGUGCAAGGACAUUGGCUACAACAUGACCCGCAUGCCCAACCUGAUGGGCCAUGAAAACCAGCGCGAGGCCGCCAUCCAGCUGCACGAGUUUGCGCCGCUGGUGGAGUACGGCUGCCAUGGCCACCUCCGCUUCUUCCUGUGCUCGCUGUACGCUCCGAUGUGCACCGAGCAGGUCUCCACGCCCAUCCCUGCCUGCCGGGUCAUGUGCGAGCAGGCCCGGCUCAAGUGCUCGCCCAUCAUGGAGCAGUUCAACUUCAAGUGGCCCGACUCCCUGGACUGCAGUAAGCUCCCCAACAAGAAUGACCCCAACUACCUGUGCAUGGAGGCGCCCAACAACGGCUCAGAGGAGCCCAGCCGGGGCUCAGGCAUGUUCCCGCCGCUCUUCAGGCCACAGCGGCCCCACAGCGCGCAGGAGCACCACCUGAAAGACGGGAGCUCUGGGCGCGCCGGCUGCGACAACCCCGGCAAGUUCCAUCACGUGGAGAAGAGCGCGUCGUGCGCGCCGCUCUGCACGCCAGGCGUGGACGUGUACUGGAGCCGCGCCGACAAGCGCUUCGCGGUGGUCUGGCUGGCCGUCUGGUCCGUGCUGUGCUUCUUCUCCAGUGCCUUCACCGUGCUCACCUUCCUCAUCGACCCGGCCCGCUUCCGGUACCCCGAGCGCCCCAUCAUCUUCCUCUCCAUGUGCUACUGCGUCUACUCCGUGGGCUACAUCAUCCGCCUCUUUGCAGGCGCGGAGAGCAUCGCCUGCGACCGGGACAGCGGUCAGCUCUACGUGAUUCAGGAGGGACUGGAGAGCACCGGCUGCACCCUCGUCUUCCUGGUGCUGUACUACUUCGGCAUGGCCAGCUCGCUGUGGUGGGUGGUCCUGACGCUCACCUGGUUCCUGGCAGCUGGCAAGAAGUGGGGACACGAGGCCAUUGAGGCCCACAGCAGCUACUUCCACCUGGCGGCCUGGGCCAUCCCCGCGGUGAAGACCAUCCUGAUCCUGGUGAUGCGCAGGGUGGCGGGGGACGAGCUCACGGGGGUGUGCUACGUGGGCAGCAUGGAUGUCAACGCCCUCACGGGCUUUGUGCUGGUCCCCCUGGCUUGCUACCUCAUCAUCGGCACUUCCUUCAUCCUCUCGGGCUUCGUGGCUUUGUUCCACAUCCGGAGGGUGAUGAAGACAGGCGGGGAGAACACAGACAAGCUGGAGAAGCUCAUGGUGCGCAUCGGCGUCUUCUCUGUGCUCUACACCGUGCCGGCCACCUGUGUGAUCGCCUGUUACUUAUACGAGCGCCUCAACAUGGACUACUGGAAGAUGCUGGCCUCGCAGCACAAGUGCAGGGUCAACAACCAGACCAAGGCGCUGGACUGCCUGAUGGCCGCCUCCAUCCCAGCGGUAGAGAUCUUCAUGGUGAAGGUCUCCAUGCUGCUGGUGGUGGGCAUCACCAGUGGUGUGUGGAUCUGGACUUCCAAGACCCUGCAGUCUUGGCAGCAGGUCUGCAGCCGCAGGUUAAAGAAGAAAAGCCGCCGGAAACCCGCCAGCGUCAUUGCCAGUGCUGGGAUUUACAAAAAAGCGCAGCACCCCCAGAAACCUCAUCUUGGGAAAUACGAGAUCCAGGCCCAGCCUCCUGCCUGUGUGUGAAGGGCUGGGAGGGAAGGACCUGGCGGGCAGGCGGGCAGGCAGGCAGGGCCCAAACAGAGUGCAGUUCCUGGCUUUGGC